Molecule: messenger RNA, 8102 nt
Organism: Lymnaea stagnalis (great pond snail)
Lineage: Eukaryota; Metazoa; Mollusca; Gastropoda; Lymnaeidae
Source: the annotation of a GenBank genome assembly
GUUAAAGUAACUAGAGUGCGUAGAAUCAGUUAUGAAAUCGGUUAUGGUUUGAACUGCAGUGAUUUCAACCUUUUACCAAAAGGAGUUACCAUUAACUUUAGUAAAAAUUAUUGCCACCAUCUCUUUUCUUAUUCAAUGAAGGCGUAACAUGUAAGAUUUAUUUAAAAUAAGUCCCUGGUUGAAAACCACUGCCCUAGCUCUAAGAUGUCAAAAUGGGCACUGUAAUACAUUGUCAAAUAUUUUUGGAUCAGUUUAAUAGCUUACCAGUGACCUUUAAUUAAUCAUGGAGGGUGAUGAUAUUGAAGAGGAAAUUGCUCCUGUAGUCCCAGUAGUAGAAAUAUCAACUCAUGGACAGCAUAGAGAAGCUUGGGGCCCCAGAAAUGACAAGUAAGUUUGAGUAUUUUUGGCCAUUAAUUAAUUUUCUUAUUAAACUAAACUAAUACAUUUUUCAUUAGGAAAUAAUUUUAUCUAACCGAUGUAAAUUUCUGAUGAUCUGUAGUAUUAAAUUUUCUAGAGAUAUUGUAAUACCAAUAUUCUAGUACCGGUAGUAAUUAUAAUAUUAUCUUACUAUAUAAUAUAAUACAAUAAUCAACCUGCUCGGGUAAAGUAGUCCCUCCUUGUUUCCAGUUUGCUCAUAUUCCUCGAUGUAUAUUGGCUUGUAUUGUCCAUUGACUUGUAUGUAGAUUUUGAAUUGUUGCGUUUUGUAUUUUAAUGUGGAAAAAUGUAAAUUGUCAUAUAUGGUUGACUUUGUACCACUCUUGGAGCCUUAAUUAGGAAUGAAGCAUGUUUUUGAAAUGGACUUAUUAUAUUAUUAAUAUUAUUAUUAUUAUUAAUAUGUUAAAUAUGUACUUAUUGAUAGAAAUAAUCGUAACAAAAACAAGCUAGAUAUUUUUAAGAUGUAUUUUUCUUCUAGCCAUCAUAAUGAUGAUCUGGACAGUGAUAUUUAUGAUGAUGAUGAUGAUGACAGCAAUGAUGAAAAUCAGCCAUCUCCCACAAGAUCUACAACCCAUCCUCCGCCACACUACAAAUCUAUCAAUGGAAAAAUGAAAGUUGACAUGACCCCACCCGAUCAGAAAUUAAAACAAUCUGAAGACUUGGCUAAAAAAUUUGCAUCAGGUGGCAAAGUUAGUUGCCUAAAUAUUAAUGUAAUUAAUAAGCAGUCUGCCAGGACCAGAUUUUUCAAUUGAAGUGUUUUAGCUUUAUCAGCAAAAUCAUUUCAGUUUAAAUGAAAUUUUGUUAUAGUAAUUUCUAUUUAGACCUGUUAUCCUUAACCAAAUCUUGGAAUUGACAUAAUAGACAUUUUUUUCAUACUAGCUUUCCCACAUUAGACUUUCAAAUGGAUAUUUAAAAGAAAAUAUUUUUGGAAAUUUAUUAUUGGCAUUGUUUGACAAGUUUUAUUUUUCGCUUAUUCAGGCUGAUAAAGCAAUUGAAGAACUUAUCAAGUGUGUUGCUUACUCCAGAAUAGUUCAUGGGGCUUCACACUGGAGACAUGCACAGUGUGUCACCAAUCUGGGGGAGGGUUAUCUAAAACUAAAAGGUAAAAAUAUGAACUUGAAGUGAACAUUUAGAUUAAUUUUAAAACAAUGAAGUAAUUAGACUGUAGUUGAUUUUUAUUUGUAUAUAUUUAGGAUACUAUGUGCAAGCAGAGUACCACGCUGAUACAGCACGCUCCAUCAUGCUCCAUGGCAGUCACAUGGCUGCUUCUAUGGAGGAGAAAUCUACUUUAUUUGCCGUCCUUAUACAAAUCUACAGAAUAAUGGGGCAGGCAGCUACAGCUCUCAAAAAGUAACUCUCAUUUAAAUAGUUCUUUCUCAAAGAAUUAAAUGACAAAAAUAUUCUUGUACUCUUUUGAUAUCAACAUUACAUUCCCUGAAACUUGAAUUGAUAUGAUUCACCAGUUGUUCACGAAGUAUCACAUUAAGUGUGUCUUUUUUAGCAUUGUAAUUUUUCACAAUAUUUUUUAAAGUCUAUAUUGUAGUAGAUAAAUGUUAAUACUCUAUUUAUGGGCAAUAUUCUUCAAGAAAUUUUUUUGUAUCUUACUCUUUUAUAUUCUUUUUCAGAUUUCCUGAGGCUGAACAAGCUCUUAAGAAAGCUGAUAAAAUCUCACAAGAGCGAAGCAAACUGCCAUGUGUCACAGAUAGGGAAUGUGACCUGUUGGAUAUUGAACUUUUUCAAUCAAUGGCAAGGUAUUGGCAUUAUUUUAUUUAAUCUUAACAUAUCUUGCAUAAUCCUGAAUGGAUUCUUUUUUUAAAGAUGUUCUAAAAUUGAGGCUAAAAGUUGAAAAUGAUAAAACAGAAAAAUUAUCUUAGAUCUAAACUCUUUAAAAAUGGUGCAUUUGGAUUGGGCAUUGCAUAUACUCCUAUUUUUUUAAAAUUUGUAAUAUAUCUUAUUUGCAUAAUUAAUUUUAUUGUUAAAAAAUUGCUCACAAUUUUAUUUGAAACAACCUGGUUUCAUCUUAUCUGCUGUCCUCAGAUUAUAUGCCAAGGAGAAAAAACAUGCUUUGGCUAGUGAGAAAUAUGACAAGGUUAUAGAACUAAUGACCAAAGAGUUUGGAACUGACUGCCCACAAGUCAUGCAAGCAAACACUGAAUAUGGCAAGGUUAAGGAUAUUCACAUUUUGUUUUUGGUACUGUUUUAAAGUAGACUUUUGUUUUCUUAAUAUUCUUUUCUGCAGUGAUGCACAGUGGCAUUGGUAGAGUUAGUGCUGCCUGGGGCAGGUCAAAAUUUUUGCUGCCACCUCCUUUCCACAAAAAACUCUUCAGCUGCCCCUCCAAAGUUAAAAGAAAGUGCCAUCCUCCAGGCGGACCAUCUACUUCCUAUGCCCCUGGUUCUGAAUACUGGUUUCGCCUAAAUUUUGAAAUAUAUUAUUUUAUAAAUAUGUGAUAAGAACUUCUUUUUUAUAUGUUUAAAACAUAUUAAUAAUUAUGCAUGUUUCUUCCUAAUUCUUUUAUUGGGCAAUGAAAAUUUAUUUCAGCUUGAGCAGUCCAAGGGUAAAUAUGCUAAUCAUGAUAAAACAAUACAACUUUUCCUGGAAGCUCACUCAAUAGCUUCAGCUAUGUAAGUUAGUUAUUCUAUACCCAAUGUUCCUUGUCACAUUGUUUGAGUUUUAAAAUGAUUUAUUCUUUUCUUUUAAAUCAUAUUUUUGCUUUAUUUGUAAAUAUUGGAUACACAUUAAAAAGAAAUUUUGAGUCAAUUUUAUUUUAUUUUUUAAGAUUUAUAUUCAUUAUACUUGCUUAAUCCUAUCAAUGACAAAACACACAGAGUGUUAAGUGAUCAUAUGGGAAGAAGUAAUAUAGCAUUUUUUAAAAACACAAUGACAAUACUUCAUUAACAAUAUUAUGUGUCUGGUUGAUCUAGAUGUCUUAGUAACUCUCAAUGAUUGUUUAAAAAAAUGUUCUUUAAUUAAUUAGCAAUUUUUCUAUUUAUCUGCCAUAAAAAAUAUUUUAAAAAUUGGUAUAGAUAUUUUGAAAUAAUUUUUCAACAGACACAAAGAAGGGCACCCAGACUUGAUUGAUACAGCUCUUAAUCUCUCACAAGCUUAUGCUGGGACAGGUUGGGAAGAUGCUGAAGGUAGAGGGUUUCCCCACCAAAAUAUUGAAAACAUUUAACUUUAACGUGUUGUGCUGAAGUUUAUUUCCUGAAUAAAAGUUUUAAGUGUUUUCUAUACAUUUUGAUUACCGGUACUUGAAGUAGUUUUUUUUUCUUUUAAGUCUUAUCAUAUCUCACAGUUUAGCAUUAAAAGAAGUGUCAAUAAGUCAAUAUUCCAUCUUGGUUACUUUGGUAUUCUUGCAUAUUUAUUACUUUAUACUUCAGAAAUAGAAAGAUAAUAUUACAAUACUGUAAAAAAAAAAAAACCACUAAUUUUGUCUUGAGAAGGAAAAUUUUUAAAGCAUAAAUGUUAAAUAAUGAAUACUUUUUCAGGUUCUGCUUUGAGUUACAUGGAAGAAUGUUUGAGGUCAUGUACCACAAUUUAUGGACCUAAUCAUGCCAAAACUUUGGAAGUACAGGACCACCUGGCAAAAAUGCUAAUAAGAAUGGACAAAAUGACUGUAUGUAUACUUAGUUAAUCAAUUUUAGGCUUAGGCCAGUGUCCCCUUGCAGUCAGCAAAUCUAAAUGAUCACUAAUUUAUUUAUUUAUUUUAUUUAUUUAGGCAUUUUUAUAUAGCGCUUACCUUAAAGCUCUAAGCGCUUUACAAUUAUUAAAAACAUGUAAACUAACUAAAAUAAAAAUGAGACAUUAGGAUAGUAACUACUAUACUAUAGAAACAAUUAAAAUGGCUAUAAAACGAGGACACUUUGGCACGUUUUGGCCUAUAAUUAAGUCAUUAUUGUCAAGAAAUGAGUUAAGUGAUGGCUGAUUUCUACGCUAGAGAAAUAAUUUAGAAAUAUUGUGUUUAAAAAAUUGUAGUUGUAAAAAUUGUAGUUGUAAUUAUUGUUACAAGUUGUCCUGGGCAAAAUAUAUACUUAUUUAUGUGCUGAAAAUGAACAUGUAAAAUGUAAUAAAAAAACUAUUUCCAUUUAUUUGGGUUUAUAAAAGGAACUUACCUUUUAACCCACAGUUGGGCAAUUUGAAGAUUAUGGGGGACAUUUUGUAUUUAUGUUUCAAAAAAAGAAUGGGGGCAAUAUUAGCCAGGAAACUUAUUGAAGUUAUCCACUGUUAUUGUUUGACAUUUGUUGCAAUACAAAUAUAUUUCAGUUAUUCUAGACACCAAAAGUUGGUGAAACUGAAAUUCAAUAUUUCUGACAGCAGCAUAGAAACACCCCCCCCCCCCACACACACACACACACUUUUUUAAAAGAGCUUUUCCACUUAAUGAGGAAGGGAAGUUGGGACAUAAAUCUUUUUUGGGUUCUCAGUUGCGACACCAGGCAAAAGAGGUUGGGAACACUUGCCUACGCAUAUAUUAUAAUAAAAAUUUUUUUUUUUCAAACCUAAUUAUUAUUGUUAGACAUUUUCGCUCAGGUGCCAUCCAUCAAUGACAUCACACAAUAUUUGCAAAUUUUUGACCACCCCCCCCCCCCAAUUUCAUAACAAAUCAUCUCAUAAAGUGAAAACACCCUCCAAUAUAACAUCACAAAACUCUGUACCCCUAUAAAACAGGGGUGAAAGCAGAAGACUCAGAAAAUAAAUUUCAUUUGCUGCCAUUGCUAGUUGUUCCUGCCAUUAAAAAUAAAAUAAGUUUUUAUGCAUUUUGAAUAGCAGCAGUAAAUGUUUUAUCUGGUGAAUUUUUUUUUGCGCAUUACUUGUGGUGGUAAUUCUUUUUCUUUUCUUGCAUCUAGAAAGUUAAUUAAACAACACAAAAUAAUUUAUUAAUUUUUUUUUAUUUUUAAAAAAAUAUUCAUUUUGGUUUAUUGGGGUGGGGGGUUCCUUGGAAAUUUUUCCCCCCCCCCCCCCCCCAUUUCCGUUCCAUCUCGCUUCCCGUGGUAGCCCCAAUUCUAUGAUCGCUGUCUUCACAUUAUUUUGACAUAAAUUCAUAUGACUCAAAUUCACUACAUCCCCAUUAUCCUUCUCUGUGACGUCCUGUAUCUUGAUCAGAUACCAUUUCUCGGACCUAUGAUAUAAGUACUGAUCCAGUCAGUGAUCGUAGUUUGAAAUUAAAAUAAUUAUAAUUAUUGUAUAAAGGAAUAAUAUUGAAAGGUCUUUAAUUUAGUGUUAUUAAGUGAAUUUUUUUACUAUACUGUUCCGCUGUCAAUGUGAUGUCACAAUGCUUUAACCCUUCUUCCCCUCAUCUCACAAUGUCUCCAAAAAAAUGUGACAGCCCCCCCAAUGCGUGUCAUCAUUUAUGGAUGGCCCCUUAAAUUAUUUCCAUGAUUUAAAUAAGGUUUAUACCAGAAAUGUGCAAAAUUUGACUGAGGACAGUCUUAGGAGGGUGCUAGUGGUGGGGUGGAGGCUCAAGUCCGAGGGGACAACAGGACUGAAAAGGGGAGGUCGUUCAAAGGAACUUUAGAGCAAGAAAUAUUUAUUUAAAUAAAAUACACAAUUAUAUUAGAUAAACACAGCUAAAAUAUGUGCUUGUAGAAAAGUUGAUGCAGCACAUAUAAGGCUUGAAUUUAAAUAAAAGCAGGUUAGUAGGGAGAUUAUUUUUUUCUGUUACGGUACAGAGUAAGAAUUUAGAAUGUCUUAGGACUAUGCCUUACGCAAAUUAAUUAUAUUUCAGUUUUCAAUUAAUUUACACAAAAUCCUGUUUCAGGAAGGUCUACAGAUUCUGCAGUCUAGUUUACAAAAUAAGUGUGAAAUAUUUGGAGAUUAUUCAGAACCUGUAGCAGAUACUUACAAGUUAAUGGGAAGUGUUCACUUAUCUGAAGGAAAUAUUGAAAAAGCCUUACGUACUUAUAAAAAGGUAAAAUAAUAAUUUUUAAAAAAAUGAUAAUAAAUAUUUUUGUAAAUUGAUAAAUAGGGCUACAAAAUUUUUUUACUCUUUAACCAAACAAUGCCCUUUUACUAAUGAACACCAAAAAGAAGUCAGAAAUAAUACCAUUAUUAUUAGUCUUAUCAAAGUCUUUUAUUUUUACAAUUUAUGAUGAUUUGUUGUGAAGUUUUUUUGAUUAAUUAGUUUUAUUAGUUUUGACCACAUCAAAGUUAAUGAACCUCUCCUUGCAGUGCUACACCAUUGAAGCUUUAUUACUGGGUAAGAACCACAGAAAAACAAAGGACACGCUGAGAACUAUGGAACUGUUAUUAGCGUGAGUAGUACUAGCCAUCAUGUAAUUAUUUUCAUACAGUUUUUAAUGAUUGCUGUAACAAAAUGUUCUAGAUUUACAUUAACAUUCCCCCCCCCUCCACCCCCUAAAUGCUUUAUUUAAAUUAUUGAAAAAAUAAUGAUUUUUUUAACUAUCUCUUUUACAGAAAUCCUGGUGUGUCCCACAAGUUUGUUCUCAAUAAGGAGGAUAAGUUGCUUAAGAGACCACGUUUUAAUAAUGUGGUUGGAAGAACAAAGUAGAAUAAUAGAGUUAAAUUUAUCAUUUUGCACAAGUUGUUUGUUGUAUAAAUGUAAACAUUUAUUUUGUUUAAAGGUUUACAUUUCUCCAAAUUUAUACAUGUGAUGAUAAAAAUGAGUUGAUAUAAUGUAAUAUCAUUUAAUUUUGAUUUAGCAUUUAAUUAACAUAGUAGAUAACACACUGUAAAUAUUGUCACUAAGAAGACUAUUAAUUUGAAUUUGUAUUUUUUAUUAGAUAUUAUUACAUUGAUUCUAAUUUAAGAAAAAUUUAGGACACAAGAAAAGUUAUUACCUAAAAAAAAUUAUUGUAUACAUUUCUUAAGAUUUAAAAUAGAUAUUUUUGUUUUGAAUUGAGGGCUUUGUCAAAGAAAAUGAGCCAAAAAAGCAAUGUUUAAAAUACAUGACAAAAAUAAUUUAUUUCUUUAUUUUAAGAAUAAUAUAUGAGGGACUGCAUUCAAGCCAUGUAAAUAAAUAGUGGAAUAAGGCAUUUUUAGGCUUAAAAAGAAAAUGAUAGGACAAUUAGAAAGACGUUUUGGCUAAAUGCCUUCUUGUAGCAGACAAUACCAAACAAGAAACAACAAAUAUUUAAAUAACAAAAACAUAUGUGUUCAAAGAUCUCAAUGUAGCUUUUGUUUAGAAACGAAUACAAUAAAAUUCCAAAUUUUAAAUUGUUUUGAUAAAAUUGCAUGUAAUACAUAACUGAUGUUGUAUUGAUCUGCUUGUUCAGUGAGAUAGUCAGCGUGUUUCCAAGACUGUGAAGAAAUCUACUGAAUGCACUAUUCUAGAUAGCCUGAUAGGGGGAUGUAAUUAUUUACAUUUCUUACAUCUCCUUCCUGUUCACAUCUUGUUCACAUUUUUUCACCUACCUGUAGACUGGGUUGGUUGGAUCUUGCCUGAAGUUGUUCUCACACUACAUGGCAUUAUAGGGCUUGGUGACAAAACAUUUUUUCCCAUUUGCAUUAGAAAUGUUUCAUCUGUAUGAAGAUCAUGAUUUAUGGCAACACCACAUAGAUCAUUAUCAUCAUGAAUCAUUCCAUUAUAAACCAAAAUAUAACUUUAAUCAUCACAUAAGUAGAUCUGUUCGUUUAUCCAUGUCAUAUUAUAUUUCUUAAUGUAAUUUUUAAAAUAAUAUACAAAAAUUAAAGUAUACAUUCGAAAAUUGUG